Messenger RNA from Dunckerocampus dactyliophorus (ringed pipefish), 1337 nucleotides. RefSeq names its product oocyte zinc finger protein XlCOF6.1-like. The transcript is spliced from 2 exons. Bases 90 to 1100 code for a protein of 336 amino acids. Gene Ontology annotation, cellular component: nucleus. Gene Ontology annotation, biological process: regulation of transcription by RNA polymerase II. NCBI's taxonomy places the organism in Eukaryota, Metazoa, Chordata, Actinopteri, Syngnathiformes, Syngnathidae. The record is from RefSeq and is a predicted model, not a curated record. Gene Ontology annotation, molecular function: RNA polymerase II transcription regulatory region sequence-specific DNA binding; DNA-binding transcription factor activity, RNA polymerase II-specific.
UCGAAAAGUACACGACGUAGCGUAGAAAAUGGCAGCGUGAAAAAAAACACACACAACAAAAACGGAAGCAUUUGGUUUUAAAAACAGCAAUGGACGCACAUCUGCCACAGUGUUUGCACCCCGAAACGCAGUUAAAAUGUGAAGCGUUGCCGUCAGACAUCCUCAAAGUGGUGGUCGUGAAGGAAGAGCAGCAGGAGGAGCCAGAGCCCCCCCAUUUGAAAGAGGAAGAGGAGGAGGCUGACAUCAGCAAGUUCCUUGUGAAGAGUGAAGAAGAUGAUGAAGAAGAAGCUGAUUGGUCACGGCUUCAACGCAGUCCCGGCAAGGAGGCGCCGAGCGGCCAAGAAGCGGACUACAUCUUAGGUCCGCUUGCUCAGGCUGGCGACAUGAUGUCAGAGUCUGGCGACACUGACGUCAGUGAAGACGAUUGGAUCAGCAACACCGCGUCCGCCUUCAUGCCAGCGGACCGCGGACAGGUGGCCGCGGGCGAGAGGUUUGAGUCUGGAAAAGAGUCGCUGGCAUGCUCGCAAUGCGGGAAGACGUUCUUGUCCAAGUUGAGCCUGAAGUGGCACAAGAAGGUCCACGCUGAGAAACUCUUCAGCUGCAUCGUUUGCAGCAAAAGAUUCAGGAAGCGCUCGGACUUGGUGGUUCACUUCCGCAUCCAUUCUGGGGAGAAACCGUACUCCUGCUCGGUGUGCAACGGCAGCUUCGCAAAAAGCAACGCCUUGGUCCAACACAUGCGAACGCACACCGGCGCCAAACCGUUCAGCUGCUCCGUCUGUGCCAAGAGUUUCUCUCAGAAGGGUCACAUGACCACGCACAUGCGCACGCACACCGGCGCCAAACCUUUCUCCUGCACGCUCUGCGGGCGGAUGUUCUCCGAGAAGGGCCACCUGACCAGGCACGUGGCGGCGCACUCCGGAGAGAAACCGUUCGCCUGCUCGGUGUGUGGAAAAAGGUUCUCUCAGAAGGGUCACAUGACCACACACAUGGUGGCCCACACCGGGGAGAAACCGUUCAGCUGCAACGUCUGCGAGCAGCGCUUCACGUGGCACUCGCAGUUUAAAAGACACAAGUGUGCUGGGGGCAGGAGCGCCACCUAGUGAUGCUGCGUCCCUCCUCCUGGUGAUGUGUUGGACGUCUUUCUCAUCGACUGUUGUCUUGAAGUCCCAUCACUGCUGUGGAGUGUGGAUGGAAGUACUUUUUACUCAAUAAAGGACCAAAAUAUUGCAUGUUCAGUGUUUUUCCAUCCAUACACGUCAGCCGCGUGUUCUUACAGAAUGGGACAAGUUUCGGCCUCUUGGAGUCUUCUCCAUCCUUCCUGCUGUGUUGUUGUUGUU